Xyrauchen texanus (razorback sucker) is the source of this 4637-nucleotide messenger RNA. RefSeq names its product protein FAM163B-like. The transcript is spliced from 3 exons. Bases 796 to 1341 code for a protein of 181 amino acids. The record is from RefSeq and is a predicted model, not a curated record. Lineage: Eukaryota; Metazoa; Chordata; Actinopteri; Cypriniformes; Catostomidae.
CCACUCCGCGCGCGCGGGCAGAUUUACAGUGGACUUCAGCUGCACGAGACAAACAGCAGCAAUUAUCUCGCGGGAAAGAUCGCGCGACACCAAACGCACGGCAAAUCAGCAACACGAGCUCUGAGAACAAACAAGCUGAGAUUUCACAGUCCCUUUUAAUUUUCUCGCACAAGGAGAAGAAGGAAUAUAGACAACUGUGACAUCUCCAGCAGAUAUACAUGAAUUUUGGAGUGCAUUGAAGAUCUGAGGACGUUUUAAAGCGACACAAGAGGAAUAGCGUUGCGGACCACUUCUUCGAUGUAGCUAGUUUACGCUGAUUUUAUCAUACGACGCCGGAUUUUAAUAGGGCUAUCUAUCGAAAAGGACUUAAAAUUGGGUUACCUCAACAAGUUUUUUUUUUUCAUUUCAUUAUUAUUAUAAUUAUUCUAAAUUACUAUAUUGUGCUCGGAGCUUUUCCCCCGUCACAUUUGAGGAACUGUCCAUUAAAACUUGCUCAGGAUGUUGACAAAAACAGAUAUGAAAAAAGGAACACUUUAAUUUUGCUUCGGACUGCGCAGCAUUUACGCUGUUUCCAUCCCGUUCGCUUCAUGUUUGAGAGGUUUUUGGACCCCGAAAGUCGACGAGAAAUCGACGAAAGCCACUUGCGCGGAUUCCGUAACAGUUCACCCGGGUAAAACCAAUCAUUCAUAAAGCACAUGCUCGCCUCGUUACUCUCGUUUGAGCCUCGUCACUUCUGCAGAUGUGCUCUGGUUCAAGUCUAACCUUCGUGUAGGGUGUUGAUGGAGAGGCUUUCGAAUGACAGCCGGGACAGUGGUAAUCACAGGUGGAAUUCUAGCUACAGUAAUCUUACUGUGCAUUAUCGCGGUACUGUGCUACUGUAGGCUGCAGUAUUAUUGCUGUAAGAAGGAGGAGUCGGAGUCAGAGGAGGAGGAGCCUGACUUCGCUGUCACAUCCCGUCUGCCACCGGUACAUUCCAACCACAACAUCCUGGCUGCCACUGUCCCCAUGGCAACCACCCCCAAUGGGCCUGGCUUCUUCACGCCACCGCGGGCUCGAAAACUGACACGUUCGCAGACCUUCUGUCCUUCCUGUACGCAUUACGAUCUACCGUUUUACCUGCAACAGCCUGAGGGCCUGCGGAAUGGCGGUGAACGCAUUAGCUACCGCAGCGUGCAUCAGCAAGAUCUGGGGCUGCCCACUCCGAUACCCACUCCGCUUCCCGCCCCGAUGCACACCCAGCUGCCAACACCACUACCCAACUACCACAAACUAAACCUCAGCCGCUCGGUCACCAUGAGGGAAAUGUUCCAGCGGAGUUGCAGCAUUAGCACUGAUGUCUAGACAGUGUUGCAACUUAGCCUGGACGUCCAAACAGUGUACUUCAAUGUUUCAUAAAGCUCUACCUUUUGCCUACAUAAAGACAGUGGACGAGUGUCGAGUUUUCAGGAAGACGCCCAGUGCAUUAGUUUGUAGCUGGGCGACACAGGUAUUGUUCCUGCUGCUAAAGAACUACAAGGGCAAAAUGUGUUGAGAUUGAAGAUUGAGACCCCUUUUCCCUACCUCUACCCCUCGGUUUUAGUUCUCUUUCCCUUGUGUUGUGUUUUUGGCUAAUUGGAAAGAAGACUUUGAAAAAAGGCGAUGCUCGUUUUUUAUGCUUUUCUCGGAUUCUUUGGAGAAGUCACACUUAUACAAGGAAACUGCUGAAAUUGCCAAUAUUUGAAAAUACAGUCUAAAUUUAAACUUUUCUGUUGUUCAUGUAGCUUACGUAUUAAAUGGGAUUUUUGCUGAAUUAUAUCUUAAAAAAACUGGUAUAGCUACCAAACCAUCACACUCUGAAAGUCCAGGAUGGGCUGCAAUAAAACUGGUAAAUCUAAACACGAUAUCAGCAGAACAAUAUAUUAUGUAUUAAAGUUUAAUUAUGAGGUAACAACGGGAUGAGAGGCAUUACUUUUUACUGACAAAUAUAUUGGGCACCCCUCUGUGAGCUGUUAUAAAUAUGAAUUGAUGUUUUUCACAAUUGCAAUAUAUUUGUUCUGUUUUGAAUAUUUAAAUGAUUUGUUCUGCUUUAUUCACUUUUCUGAUAUCUAAAAGGUUCUGAUUUGUUUAAUUUAACAAGUCAUUAUCUAUCCUAAAUGACCACGUUUACCUUCACAUCAUUUUCAGAUUUUAAUGAUAUUCUGGUUAAGCCUUUAUUCUGAAAAAGUCAUUUACAUGCUGUGUUCCUGUGCAAAUAUUUAUGUUAAUGUAAAUCUGGACAGUAACUUAAUUAAUUAAUAUUCAGUUGUUUCCUUAAAGUGCACUCAGUAACUUUUGUCUUUGUGUCAUCUUGGACAUACACUGACACCUAGUGGCUUGGAUGCAGCACUAUUUAAAAUCAAUAGUUUUCAGUUUCAGAUGUUUUGUAGAAAUGUUGUAUUCACAGUCAGCAAUGAUUACUUUAAUCAAUGAGUGAAAGUAUCAAAUAACAGGACAGUUACUGAGAUUAAACGAGUAGUAUUCGGCUGGUCAUGUGAUCAUAACAUGGCCGCCCCCAUGUGCGGACCCUCUCCAUGUAGAAUAAAACAGCUUUUAUAAGGUCACUGGUAUGACUGGAGUCUUCGUUUUAAUGAGAGUAGUCGUGAUUUCCUACAAAUAUUGCAAAAUUACAAUUUAUGUCUUUAGGAGUGAAACUUUUUUAAUGAGGAAAACAUUUACUGAGUGCACCUUUAAAGGAACAUUCUGGGUUCAAUACAAGUUAAACUCAGUCGGCAGUAUUUGCGGCAUAAUGUUGAAUACAACAAAAAAUUAUUUUGACUCAUCCAACCGUUUCUUUAAAAAAAGCAAAAAUCUAAGUUACAUUGAGGCACUUACGAUAGAAGGGAAUGGGGCCAAGUUUUGGAGUGUUUAAAGGCAGAAAUGUGACGCUUGUAAUUUUAUAAAAGCACUUAUAAUAAUUCUUCUCCUAAAUCUUUUUUUUUUUUUUUUUUUUUUGGCAUAAUAAAACAAUUAUUUGAGUUGUGAAGUUUUUUAAAUCUUAAUUUUUACAGUCAUUUUAGGAUUUGUUGAUAUUACAUCAUCAUAGCAACUGUAGCAAGUUGUAAAAUUGGCUAAAACUUUACACAGAAAAGAGCAAUUUUAUCACUCUAAAAUCAUGUUAACACACAUAUUGUUUAUGCUUUGUGGCUAUACUUUUGAAGCAGUGAGUAUUUUAACAAUUACGGAUUGGCCCCAUUCACGUCCACUUUUAGAGCACCAAUGUAACCUGCUUUUUUUUAAAGGAGGGUCAAGUUAAAAUUCAUGUUUGUGGCAAUCAAUAUUCUGCCACAAAUUAUGUCGAUUGGGCUUAACAAUUAUUAUUCUUAACGUUAAUAUUCCUUUAACAAUUACAAACAAAAGCACAAUGAUUUGGAAUAUGUAGGCCAUGAUGUUUCUGUUAUUGUUUGUAAAAUAUUAGUUAAUAUCUAAUAUGUACAUUGUAUCAAAUAUUAGCCAGAAUUACCUUUGUUUGCAGAUAUACAGUAAAUGACUGUUCAAUUAUGCUGGGUAUUCUUAAUAAGGCAUUUUUAUGACCCAAAAUUCUGAUUAAUAUAGAUGUAUGCCAGCUAUCUUGCUCAGAUUUAUAGUAACCAGAAUAUUGACUUAUUCUGGUUAUGGAAAUUAGGUUAAUCCACAUACAUGACACUUACAUAAUCAGAAUAUGAUGAAAUUCUGAUUAAUAUUGGAAUAUUAUUUUGCAUGUAAAUGCAGUAAUUGACUAGAUUUGCAUGCACAUCAUUGUCUGAUUAAGGUCCAUAUUCCGGUUAAGACUUUAUUCUCCACAGCUAUUGGAAUAUUUAAUGUAAUCAGCAUAUUCAGAAUGCAUCCAUCCAGCUGUCUUAUUCUGAUUUCUAGAACCCAGAAUAUUGUCUUAAUCGGGUUAUGGCAAUCAGGUUACUGCAUUUACAUGACACAUACUUAAAUGGAACAUGACUGAAUUCUGAUAUUAAUUUAAGAAUUAAUUUUGAUUAAAAAUGAUCAUAUGCUUGUAAACUUGAUCAAUAAUAUUCCUGUCUCUUGAUUAUUUUACAAAUCUGGAUGUGAGAUGAAUGCAAGGGCCAAAUGGAUUCUGGAUUUCAAGGGCAGCAUUUGCUCUUUGUAAAUGCUGUAAGAACAGAUCGUCUUCUCCCAGAAGGAUUUUUCACUGCACACUUCAUUCUUGCAGAGGCAUCAAUCAGCCUGAUUCUCGCCUUGUUGAUGUUAAAACAGGUUUGGUGAUACAACUUUACUUUUUUUUUAAUAAUGACAGUAAUGAUCAAGAAUAUUUCUUCUCUCCUUUUCUCUUUAGUUUCUAGCUUUCUUUCUCUGUGUGUAGCUACAUACUAAAGUCCUACAGGUGACUUUGACUUCUGUGAUCACCAUGUAGUUGUGUUGUAUUGCUUUAUUUUAUUUUAUCUUUCAGUCAUUAUGCCCCAUUUAUGCUCAUGUGCGCACACACGUUCCAGUGCCUGUUAACGAACUGUAUUAUAAUUAUUAUUUAUACAUUUAUUUUUAUGCAUCACUGCAUUAUAACAGUAUUUUUGUUUCUGCCUUAGGUAAAUAAUAUUGUUUUUAUGUUCUAAAGUGAUGCUGAAAUGUUACUGUAAUGGAUUAUACAAUUAAGAACACAAUGUGGAUAAUAA